CUCCCAAUAUGAAUGAGCGCGAGCAGCGACAAGGGGGGCAGCGCACUCGUCAGAGAGAGCAGCGAGGACACGCACUCAUCAGAGAGGCUGGAGUGCAGGUACUCAAUCAAUCAGCAGAAAAGGCAUCACUGCACGGGACAGAGGCCUCUGAGUGCUGCUGGACUAAUGGGUGGGGGCACUCAUCAGACUUCGGUAGAAGGGCGCGGAGCCAGCGGAGUGUACACCUGGGAGGAAGUGCAGAAGCACAGCCAGCGAGGUGACCAGUGGGUGGUGAUCGAACGGAAGGUGUACAAUGUCAGCAACUGGGUUAAGAGACAUCCAGGAGGCCACAGAGUUAUCACUCAUUAUGCUGGAGAGGAUGCAUCGGACGCAUUUAUGGCCUUUCAUCCUGAUCAGACGUUCGUACGCAAGUUUCUGAAGCCACUGCUGGUUGGAGAGUUGGCUCCUUCUGAACCCAGUCAGGACCAUAAGAAAAAUGCUGCCCUAGUGAAUGAUUUCCGGGCCUUGCGGGACCAGUUUAAAGCAGAGGGUUUGUUCCGCACUAGUCCCCUGUUCUUCUGCCUACACCUCGGGCACAUUCUACUCUUGGAGGCAUUGCCUUUGGCACUGCUGUGGUACUGGGGCAAUGGCUGGAUUAACACAAUUCUAUGUAUUUUCAUACUGGCCACUGCACAGUCUCAGGCUGGCUGGCUGCAGCAUGAUUUUGGCCAUCUGUCAGUCUUCAAAAGGUCCAGGUGGGAUCAUCUAUUGCACAAAUUUGUCAUCGGACACCUGAAGGGGGCCUCUGCACACUGGUGGAACCAUCGUCACUUUCAGCACCAUGCUAAGCCCAAUGUAUUCAAAAAGGACCCUGACAUCAACAUGCUGAAUAUCCUCGUACUGGGGAAUGUACAGCCCGUGGAGUAUGGGAUUAAAAAGUUGAAACACCUGCCGUACAACCAUCAGCACCAGUACUUCUUCCUGAUUGGUCCUCCUCUGCUUAUCCCAGUGUACUUUAACAUUCACAUUUUUCAGACAAUGAUUCAGCAACGGGAUUGGGUGGACUUUGCAUGGUAUCUGUCCUACUACAUACGCUACUUGUCAUGUUUUGUCCCCUUUUAUGGAGUCUUUGGAUCAUUUGCACUUCUCAUGUGUGUGAGAUUCAUAGAGAGUCACUGGUUUGUGUGGGUGACCCAGAUGAACCACCUCUCCAUGGAUGUCGACUAUGAAAAACAUGAUGACUGGCUCAGCAUGCAGCUGAAAGCCACCUGUAACAUUGAGCAGUCAUUCUUCAAUGAUUGGUUUAGCGGCCACCUUAACUUCCAGAUUGAGCAUCACCUCUUUCCUAUGAUGCCUCGCCAUAACUACAUCCAUGCGGCUCCUCGAGUGAAAGAGCUGUGCAAGAAGUAUGGAAUUCACUACGAAGUCAAAGGCCUGUGGGAGGCAUGGUGUGACAUCAUCAGGUCCUUGAGGAAGUCUGGAGAGCUGUGGCUGGACGCAUACCUCCACAAAUAAUCAGACCCAAGGAGACCAAUUUUAUGACUAUUAGGAUUGUCCAUAGCAAAGAAGCCUUAAUUCACUUCAAAUAAUGUCUCUGUUGUGCAUUGUCAGAUUGUCUCAGUGUCUCCUUCCUCCUCUGCCAUCUAUGCUGGAACUGAAGCGUAAUUAUGGUGCUUUAGCUGUAACUGCUGUAGCUGAAUUGGGACCAUAAACCUCAUCUGAACCAGAGAUCGCUAUUAUAAAUAGCUUUUCAGUGCUGCAGCCAAUAUCACACAGACACAACUGCAGUUUCAAUGCUGGAUUUUACAACUGUUAUAACUGUGCUCAGAGAUUUUCACAAUUUUUCAAUAGUAUCUUUCUGACUUUCUCAUAAAUAGCUUUCCUAAAUGAUGUUUGAAACGAGACUAUCAGAGUAAAAUUAGGUGAGGUAACACCUUUAAUGGGAGAUUUAGUAUAAUUACUGAUCAAUUUUGACUUAUUACAUAUGAAAGAAUCUUUGUUUUGUCUUUGCUUUCUUGACCAGUCAUCAAAUAAAGUACUCUCAUUAUUUGGUUCAUUUCCAGUCAAAAAUGUGAUUGAGUAGCAGUUAUUCAUUUUUCAGCAUCAAGAAAAAAACAUAUUUAACAGAAAAUUACACAGAGUGUGUCCGCUCUGUCUUAAUUGUAGCUUCCAUUCUUUUUAAGAGACUUUCUUUCAGCUUUUCAAAGAAAUCUGCAGGGAAAGUUGUCUUAGACGUUGGUUGCAUUUUCUGUUUUUCAUAAUCCAAAUAAAUAACACAUUCAGUGAUGUUGAAGCCUAGACUCUGGAGUCACUUUUUCUGAGAACACCAGCGGCUUCUUUGUUUGAUCUGCAUAUUUUCUGAUUCCUUUUCCCAGUAACAGCUACUCGACAGCUACACAUCCUUUCAGACUCAUUGUGUUGUCAUCUCACAGUGGAAGGAUGAACAGAAACACCUGUGGAUAUUUUCAGAUCUGAACUAAGAAUGGAGCUUGAUUUUCUCCUCUCUCUCAAAGAUCAAAGCUUUGAGUGCUGUGUAUCUGAUGGUGAAUUUUUUGGUAGCUUACCAGGUCUAGUAGCUUACCUUGUUAGGAGUCCCAUUUUCUGGACUUCUGGGUGUUUUUUUCACUUAUUUUCAUUUGACUGUCCCUCCCACAUUUGGAUUAUCCCAUAUCCAAUCACUUCAUAAAUAUCUCCUGAAAAAUUAGUAACUUGUAUUCAAAGGCCAUUUUGAUUGGAACUUGAAUAAUUAAAGGAUGGUCUCUGACUUUUGCACAGUACUGUGUCUGUAAAUUUCAGAAAGAGAUAUUUGGAAUGGAAAGUACAAACCCUAUUUGAUUUCCUGGCACAAUAUUCAGUGUCACACUGGCCAUUACACUUACACGGUAAAAUAAAACAGAGCUUAUAAAAAAGGGCUCUUUUUUAUAGGCCUUAUAUAAAUAGUCUCUAAGGUCUAUAACAACAAAUAACAGAAACACAUAUUUCAUAAUGAAACCAUCAACUGACUUUAUUAUGUUCUUGCGUCAUUCCUUCGUGACAAAAAUCAGCACUUGAACAUGCAUCUUUAGACGGGAUUAGGAGCGUAUUUACAUAGAAACCCUUGUUUUUUAAAAUGAAAUGGCAUUUGAAUGUGUUGAAAAGCCCAUUAGCCAAAGACUUGUAACCACAUAUACAAUUGCUCCUUUAAA
Pygocentrus nattereri (red-bellied piranha) is the source of this 3164-nucleotide messenger RNA. It is a transcript of the gene fads2, whose product is annotated as fatty acid desaturase 2. The record is from RefSeq and is a predicted model, not a curated record. The transcript has 13 exons. Gene Ontology annotation, molecular function: oxidoreductase activity, acting on paired donors, with oxidation of a pair of donors resulting in the reduction of molecular oxygen to two molecules of water. Gene Ontology annotation, cellular component: membrane. The coding region runs from base 13 to 1494 and encodes 493 amino acids. Lineage: Eukaryota; Metazoa; Chordata; Actinopteri; Characiformes; Serrasalmidae. Gene Ontology annotation, biological process: lipid metabolic process.